Molecule: messenger RNA, 2721 nt
Organism: Botrytis porri
Lineage: Eukaryota; Fungi; Ascomycota; Leotiomycetes; Helotiales; Sclerotiniaceae
Exons: 6
Coding region: 1-2721 (906 amino acids)
Biological process (GO): protein phosphorylation
Molecular function (GO): ATP binding; protein kinase activity
Source: RefSeq, a predicted model, not a curated record
AUGAGUUUACUACUACCCGGCGAAACGUUGAAGGAGGCCGAGAAACGCCUUGGAUUCCAACUCGAUAAGAGGCCUCCCAAAAUGUACAACGCAACCCAACAAGAAAUGACUGCUCGUGGAAGAGCAUGGUUAGCCUCCGAACCACUCUGGUCCAAGGAAAGUCGGAUGGGACCUGUGCCCUCAUGGACGGGGGUAAAAAUCAUGGGCGAAGGCGGGAAUGGCACAGCGGGAAAAUGGAGGUUAACAUAUCGGCAACCUCCAGAGGGCACGCCGGGUCGAUUACCCUUCGAAAGAAUAGUCGUGAAACAGCAAGGAGGUGGCUGGGGAGACAUGCGAGAAGAAGCGCAAAUGUACGAGUUGCUGCGACAUACGAAAUCGCAACAUCUGGUGAAGAUGUUUCGGAGGAUCUAUGAGGAUCGAGGUCUCAAUACGGUGUAUGCGGAUAGAACUGGUCCUGUAACUAGGAUAUAUUUGGAAGAUUGUGAGAAGGGAGAUCUCUCAAAUUGGAUAUUUAUGCACUUCCAUGAUAGAAUUAUAUUUGAGGAACAUGAGAUAUGGGAUGCUUUUCAUUGUAUAGCCCGCGGUCUAUACGCGAUGCAUUCUGGACACGAAGAUCUGAAUGAGGACCGAUGGGAUCGGGAUGAGAUAGUUCACUUUGAUUUUAAAGGUCAAAAUGUUUUUAUGGGCGCUGGUCCCAGAGAUGAUGAACAUAGAGGAUCAAAUAUAAUGAAGAUUGGUGAUUACGGACAUAGCGCAGAGGUACCCCUUGAGCAAGACCUACUUUACAAUUUCAAACAUAGACGCCUUGGAACAGAGAGGUAUAAGUUACCUGAACAACUUAGAACUCGAGAACGUCCGUUGGAAAGACCGUGGAUGGAUCCAAUGCCUAAAUCCAUGCGUGAAGCAGGCGAUGGGAAUAUUCUCAACAAUAUUCGCUAUGGAACUCACUCGAAUGUAUGGCAACUCGGAGUAAUAAUUUGGCAAAUGAUACACACAACUGAAUGGUGCCAGGAUGGAAACUCAUCACUUGCAUAUUCGACAAUUGCCGACUUGGAAUGGGGAGGUGAUGAAAAACGCCGAGGGCCUGGUCCCCCGGGAAGAUUUAGACUUAAACUUUAUAAAGUAGCGAAUAUCUGGCUAGGAUUAAAUGAAGAAGUAGGUGGAGUGCAUACACUUGCUACACAAGAUGAUAUAGAUUUCUACAAUGGAGCGUACGAUGCACUGCCAUCUGAAUCCGAGGGCGAGAUAGAUCCAGACCAGCCUGAGGAGCAGAAGCCUAUGGCUAAGUUAAAGAGAGAUAUCGAAAAUCGAGCCAGAGAACAAGUUCGCAGGGAUCGAUUGUACAGUGACACCCUGCACAAAUUGGUAAUGGAUUGUCUGAUCGUACAAGGCGAAGCUCGAAUUCAUGUCGAAGAUCUAUACCGAAGGACCCUACAAUUUAAGAAAUUGUAUCAAGAUCUAGCAACUCCCAUGCUUCCAGCUCCCUAUUCCCCCGAACCCGAGCUCGGAGAGCUUCCGAUUCCAUGGAACGACAUCACAACCAGGCCAGGGGGAGGUCUUGGCCUGCCUGUGAGGGAAGAAGAAGAAUCCUACCCACUCGAUCUUUUCGAACUAUUUUAUGCGACCGUGGAGCAUGAAAAAGUAGAAGAGGUCCUAAAAUUUGUUCGAGAGAAUCCUAUUGAUGCCAUGUCCGAAUACGAGACUGUUCAUACACGCGCGCUGGUCAUGAGAAACAGAGUAUCUGUUAAUAACUACCUGUCGAUGUCAAUGAGAGCACAGGGCCAAAGAACAAAACCACAAUACAAAGUGCCCGCUCCAUUUCCAGAAAAUUGGAAACAUGCAGUACUCCAGGACAACUCAAGAAGAGGUGGUCUUUUCCCCGGUGUUCCUCAGACCAGUCUUACUCAGCAACAACAAGGUGUGCUGAGAGUCAUGAAUCCUAGCAGAGGACCCCCACUUUCUACGGUAAGGGAAGGUGAUGAACGGCCAACUCACAAUCAAGGCAGCCCAAGGGGACCUAAGGAUUUCUCUUAUGAAGCUGACGCCACGCCAAGUUAUUUGAGACAAUUUGAGUCUACGCCUGAACAUAUGAAACCAGUGUCCCAGAGGGAAACUCCUGAACAUAUGAGAGGGCCAACAAGAUCAGCCGGGUAUGCGGGGGGAGAUUUGGGAGGUUUCGAAGACUUUGGAGAUUACGAAAGAAUUAAAAUAACAAGCGCAUCAGGCGAAGGACGAGGCAGGCGCCAUUUUGGAAGUCAUACGUCUAUGGAAUCGAUAGACAUCGGAGGAGGAAUCGUAAUAGGUGGAGCCAGAGGGAGAAGAGCGUCCCGGAAAAAAUCUUCCGAAAAAGUUGUUUGGCCCGAGUUCCCCCUAGGCUUACAAAAAGAAGUCGACAAACCCUUUCUACUCCGCGCUCUUGAGAUCCCUGAACUCAAGGGUUCGAUUUUAUUUUGCACCGUUAUUGAGUUCAAGGGCCAAGAGGAAGUUCUAAAAGGCAUUGUAUAUUUGACCGGAUUACUGAACGGGACGACGAUAUAUGACAUGAAAGAAAUGUUGGCCGAGAGAGAGACGGGAAUUCCGGUAAAAUCGAUGAAGUUGAUGGGAAAUGAUCUUUUAUCGGUUUUUAGGGAAUUCGAGGAUGAGGAGGAGAGAAGAGCGAUUCAUGGGAUUGAACUUUUCCUUUACGAUCUUAGGACUGACGAGAAAGAGGAAGAUGUUUAG